AUGGACAAAACCGAUCUCGAGACCUACCAAGUCCAACUGUCACAAGUGGAAUUGGCUCUCUCUGAUGACCCCGGGAACUCUGAGCUCAGCUCCCUUAGGGAUGAACUCAAGGAGCUCAUAGCACUCGCGCAAACUGCCAUCGCUCAGGCAGAGGCUGCUGCUUCAUCCAAAUCCGAACAGACGAACAAUCGGAAACACUCAAACUUCACACCAACACAUGCCUGGUCUGCCGGAGACGAAUGUCUAGCCAAGUACUCCGGCGACGGCGCCUGGUAUCCUGCACGUAUUACAUCUAUUGGUGGCGCAGCAGAUAAUGCCGUAUACAGCAUCGUGUUCAAAGGAUACAAUACGACCGAACUCGUAAAGGCUUCGGAGAUCAAGCCCCUACCCCCCAAUUACAACAGCGCAUCAACAGCCCCUGCAGCCGGCAAGCGCAAGCUCACGAAGGUGGAAGAGGAGGAACGAGAGAAGAAGAAGAAGAAGAACGAGAAGAAGCUUGAGAUGAAGGCGGCCAAAUCGAAGGAGCAAACGCAGAAGCAAGCGACAUGGCAGAAAUUUGCAAAGAAGUCUGAGAAGAAGGGUGUACAUAUCGCCGGUGUUUCUGGGACGAGCAUCUUCAAGACGCCAGAUAAUCCGCUAGGAAGAGUUGGUGUUACAGGAAGUGGGAAGGGAAUGACGGAAGUAGCGGGCAAAUCGAAACAUAAAUUCGACCAGGGAGUCGAUGAUAACAUCUAA
Cyclocybe aegerita is the source of this 735-nucleotide messenger RNA. Lineage: Eukaryota; Fungi; Basidiomycota; Agaricomycetes; Agaricales; Hemipholiotaceae. The record is from the annotation of a GenBank genome assembly.